AUUUUAUUGUGACGCGAAUAUCCAUCGCAGCGGGAAAAAUGGGUCGGGAAAUGUGAUGGGGGGUCUGCCCUUCCAAGGCAGCCGGUCGUCAGUUUGCUCCGAGCAGUCUGAGUGGAAAGACGUGCCUCCGCGUGAAAUGCUUCAAGAGGCCUUCAAGGACGACUGCAUUUCAAGGUCACAGUCCGGGAGGUGGCACAAGGCAUUCAAGGAGAGCCGGGAGGAGGUCGCCGACGAACCCCGUUCUGGACGCCCAACAACGGCCAGAACCGACGAAAACGUGAAUC
This is a messenger RNA of Acromyrmex echinatior (Panamanian leafcutter ant), 284 nucleotides long. RefSeq lists its product as uncharacterized. The record is from RefSeq and is a predicted model, not a curated record. NCBI's taxonomy places the organism in Eukaryota, Metazoa, Arthropoda, Insecta, Hymenoptera, Formicidae.